AUGUCUUCAACAGAGGGUUUACGAAAGUCACUAGAUAUGGACACUGUUUCCCAGAACUCGCAAAAUGCACAUUCAGAGAUUAAAAAAUCGGGUGAGAACGUCGAAAAGAAUAAAAACAAAGGCUCAGGAGAGUCGCAGAGUACUUGCUAUUGUGGCAAGGAUAGAAAUUUAAAUAUAGUAGAAUUGCUCUGCGCUUCAUGCAACAGAUGGUUUCAUGAGUCCUGCAUUGGUUACCAACUCGGAAAGUUAGUUCCAUUUAUGACUAACUAUCUUUUCAUCUGCAAAAACUGCUCACCAACUGGACUUGAGACUUUUAAAAAGAAUCAAGCUCCUUUCCCACAAAUGUGUGUCACAGCUAUAGCUAAUCUGAAGCAGGAGAGCACUAAGGAAGGCAGUAACAAAACAAUGUUCAGUAAAGACAGGGAAAUAAUACCAUACAUUGAUCAGUAUUGGGAAGCAAUGACCACUAUGCCAAGGAGGGUGACACAGUCGUGGUACGCGACGGUGCAACGGGCGUUGAUCAAAGACAUCCAAGUCCUAUUUACGUACGAAGAGGACCCCAUACAGGGGGCUAUGUUCGGGCUCUUUAAUAUGGAGCUCACUUCCAUUAAGCCCAACUACGAGGCAAUGAUUAAACAGGGACAGCUGAAAGUUACCGAUAUGGGAAUUGCUACCGUUCCACUUGCCGGUAACGUAAAAGGACGACAGGGUAAGCGACGGCCGGCUGUAGGACUUGAGGCCGGGGCACCGGUCGGUAAGAAGGGGCGUGGCAGUGACCUGAAUGCCCUCAAACUGCCGUCGCAUGGCUACCCUACUGAGCACCCUUUCAACAAGGACGGCUAUAGGUACAUCCUUGCAGAGCCAGAUCCUAAUGCACCUUUUAGACAGGAAUUCGACGAGAGCAACGAAUGGAGUGGUAAGCCGAUACCUGGCUGGUUGUAUCGGUCGCUUUGUCCUGGCAUCGUUCUACUAGCCCUACACGACCGAGCGCCCCAGCUUAAAAUAUCUGAAGACCGGCUCGCUGUAACAGGCGAAAAGGGAUACUGCAUGGUGCGAGCUACCCAUGGUGUUUCUCGCGGCGUGUGGUACUGGGAGGCAUGUGUGGAAGAAAUGCCGGAAGGCGCGGCCGCCCGGCUGGGCUGGGGCCGCAGGUACGCCAACCUGCAGGCGCCGCUCGGCUACGACAAGUUCGGCUACUCGUGGCGCAGCCGCAAGGGCACCAGGUUUCAUGAAUCUCGCGGGAAGCACUACAGCAAUGGCUACGGUGAGGGCGACACCCUCGGGUUUCUUAUAGUGUUGCCAGAUAGUCCCUCUACCAAGUACACUCCGAACACGUACAAGGAUAGACCUUUAGUCAAAUUCAAGAGCCACCUGUAUUACGAAGACAAGGACAAAAUCCAAGAAUCAUUGAACAACCUGAAGCCCCUGGUGGGCAGCAGGAUCUUGUUCUUCAAGAAUGGCGAAUGUCAGGGCGAGGCGUUUACCGAUAUCUACCAGGGCUGCUACUAUCCAACUGUUUCCUUGCACAAAAACAUCACCGUCAGUGUCAACUUCGGACCGAAUUUCAAGUUUUCUCCAUCGGCGGAAUAUAACUACAGACCGAUGUCUGAGAAAGCAGAAGAAGCGAUAUGUGAACAAACAAUGGCAGACCUGUUGUAUUUAACAGAAAACGAGGGAAAGCUGCGGUUGGACAACUUCAACCUCUGA
Parnassius mnemosyne (clouded apollo) is the source of this 1707-nucleotide messenger RNA. Lineage: Eukaryota; Metazoa; Arthropoda; Insecta; Lepidoptera; Papilionidae. The record is from the annotation of a GenBank genome assembly.